UGCAGCAGUGGGAGUGAUGCAGGGAAACGUGGGAAACUCCUCUCGCAUUCCCAGAGCUGACAAACACUCCCUGCCCGGCUGCUUCGCUCUCAGACUGACCAUGAUCCUGCAGCAGUGGCAGCUGAUUCUGGCUCUGGAAUGCAUCUUUGUAUGUAUCUCCAGCCAGUUUUUACUUGAGAAGAGACGUUGUGUGUUCCAAGUGUCGCCACAGAACGAGAGAUAUCUGAGCGCUGGUAACGUGAGUGGGUCGGUGCAGGUCUGUGAGAACACGUCCUGCUGUGUGGGGUAUUUUCUGGUCAUCGAUGGGCAGCCAGAGGUCGACGUCCUCGCUUGUGACGUGGCUGAAAAGUCUUGUCCGGAUGCAACCUGCAAGACACAAACACGGUUCGGCGGACGCGUCAUUAAAUGUGUUUGCAACACUGACCUCUGCAAUGACAAAAUCACCUGGACCCCCGACUCAGAGCAGCCUCAACUCGCCUGCUCUUAUUCUGUAGAUGAAAUGGUGAAAGCUGCUGUGAUAGUUCUGGUUGGAGCUUUGCUCGUCCUGUGCUUCACGAUCGCUGCUGCCAGAUGGAGAAACCUCUUCAAAGACAAAACAGAGAAUCUACAAGUCGUCCCUCAUGAUUACAGUGUCUCGCCACUGUGCUCCUGCCAACAAACAACGAAAACCUCUGAGAUUGACUUAGCUGACAUUGAAAUACAGCGGAUUUUGGGUCAAGGCUCUUUUGCAACUGUCUGGCAGGGGAAAUACCAGGAAUCCACAGUGGCUGUGAAAGUUUUCCCUGCAGGCUGGAAAUAUAAAUUUACUGCAGAGAGGGAGGUUUAUGAGCUGCCACUGAUGAAGCAUGCUGGGAUUCUGCACUUCCUGGGCACUGGGAGGGAACCGGAUGCUGGCAGUUUGUUCAUUGUUCUGCAGUUUGCUGAGUAUGGUUCUCUCCAUUCCUUCCUGUGUAAACACACCACCACCUGGACGCUGUCACUGAAGCUGUGUCAGUCUUUAUCACAGGGACUUUCCUAUCUCCACUCUGACCUUCGCAGAUAUGAUGUGCAUAAACCUCCUGUGGCCCACAGAGACCUCAGCAGCUCCAAUGUGCUCGUGAGAGCCGACGGUACCUGCGCCCUGUGUGAUUUCGGAUGCUCCACCGUCCUGUGUUCCUGCUCAGAGGCAGCCAGCCGGCACAGCCACACAACGAACAUGAAGGGUCGUCCUCAGUGGGGCACACUGCGCUACAUGUCCCCUGAGAUCCUGGAGGGCUCUGUGAACCUGAGGAGCAGCGGGUGUUUCACGCAGGGGGACGUCUACGCGUUGGGACUGCUGCUGUGGGAGAUCUGGAUGCGCUGCUCUGAUUUAUUUGAAGGCAGCAUCGCUCCACAGCAUCUGCUGCCUUAUGAAUCUGAGCUGGGAGCUGACGUCUCGCUGGAGAGCCUCAUCGUGUUUGUGUCUGAGAUGGACAAGAGGCCGUCCAUACCCAAACACUGGGAGCUGCUGCCACAGGGACCUGCUCUGCUGCAGCUCCUGGCAGAUUGUUGGGACUGUGACCCGGAGGCCCGACUGACAGCUCCCUGUGCUGUGGACAGAUUAGUUUCUCUUCAGUCCUGUUUCUCUCCAUGACUCAAUCAUUUGCACUCUUCUCUGUGUCACUAUUAUUUUUAAUCAGGUCGAACUCUGCAGGUAAACACUUUGACUUGAGCGUGUUUCCAUUACUCUCCUUCUCUCUUUACAUUAUAGAAAAAUUCAAAAUGAAAUCCACGCUGUCAUGCUGUAAAUAUAAAUAUAAUUUGGGUUUUAUGAUUAAAUAAUAAUAAUAAUAAUUACUCUGUUUUUCCUAUCAUGACGUCUAAUUACUGUAUUUGUAUUUACAUUAAAAGACAUGCUGCACAUUAGUUUGUUUGGUCAUGUGGGUGAAUAAAGUUUUGAGUUAUUC
Molecule: messenger RNA, 1925 nt
Organism: Lates calcarifer (barramundi perch)
Lineage: Eukaryota; Metazoa; Chordata; Actinopteri; Centropomidae
Product: anti-Muellerian hormone type-2 receptor
Biological process (GO): BMP signaling pathway; cellular response to growth factor stimulus; protein phosphorylation
Cellular component (GO): plasma membrane; signaling receptor complex
Molecular function (GO): transforming growth factor beta receptor activity; ATP binding; metal ion binding
Source: RefSeq, a predicted model, not a curated record